This is a messenger RNA of Arachis ipaensis, 1006 nucleotides long. RefSeq lists its product as uncharacterized. The record is from RefSeq and is a predicted model, not a curated record. Lineage: Eukaryota; Viridiplantae; Streptophyta; Magnoliopsida; Fabales; Fabaceae.
UAUGAGCAUUAUGUAGGUAAUUUCUUCCUUGUCUGCACGCAACAAUUAUUCUGAUUCACAGGGUUUUCAUUUUGAUUUGUUUUCGAAAGCCGCCGUUGAUGGAAACAGAAGCUGCUGCUGUCUUGAACCUCUUUGAUUCUUGCUGGUUUGAGCUCAAUGUAUUGAUGAAAAGCUCAACAAUAAUCCCACCAAAAGCAACAAGUUCUGCAGAAAAUCUAGAUCAUAAGGUGAGAGGAGAAGAAGAAGAAGAAGAAAUAUCAGAGUCAGCAUCAAAGCUUGCACGGAUCCAAACAAGUACUCAUAGCAGGUCGAUGAGUGACCAAUCCGUGGAAGCAACAAGCUUCAAGCAUGAAUCUAUGUCACCAGAUUCCGUCCUUAUGAUCCCCUCAAAGCUCCAAACCAUUCUUUCGGGAAAAGAAGCCACAGACUCAGAAGAAGAACCUCAUCAGAACCCUCCGCAUGAGGCAGUAGUGUUGGUACCUGAGAAGAACACGAAGAAGAAGAAGAAGAGGAGGGAAACAAAGAGUUUGUCAGACCUUGAGUUUGAGGAGCUAAAAGGGUUCAUGGAUUUGGGUUUUGUUUUCUCAGAAGAGGACAAAGACUCAACCUUGGCUUCAAUCAUUCCUGGGUUGCAGAGGUUAGGGAAGAAAGAAAGCUCAGAUUCUGAUGAAUCAAUGGUUCAAAGGCCUUAUCUUUCAGAAGCAUGGGAGGUUUAUUGUUAUGAUAAGAAAAAGAAAGAGAAAGAGAAAGAGAAUCCAUUGAUGAAUUGGAAGUUCCCUGCUGUAAACAAUGAAACUGACAUCAAAGAUAGCCUCAGAUGGUGGGCUCACACUGUUGCUUCCAGUGUCAGAUGAACCAAUCAAAAUCCCUAUUUUUUCUUCUUUCCACAUUCCCAUUUUGCUAAUUUUUCCUCCAAUUUUUUUUCUCUAUUUAUUGUGAUAUCCGAAAACUUGUACAUUGUAAAUUUAGCCAAAAAAUGAAGGAAAUUUUUCAUUUGGAGUUUGAA